GCCUGCGUUUCCGUAGGAGGCGGGCGGGAGUCGCCGGGGCUCCUUCCUGUGGUGCAGCUUCGCGUCCCGGAGCUUGGUCCCUACCCUGACCCCACCCCAGCUCCGCUCCGCCUUGGGUUCCGGCAGAACCCGCCUUGCGGUAGCCAUGGCAGCAGGCUCCGAGGCGACCACUCCUGUGAUCCUUGCAGCUGGGGCUGGAGGGGAGGAAGGUGAACAUGUCAAACCUUUUACGCCAGAGAAAGCAAAAGAAAUUAUCAUGUCUUUACAACAACCUGCAAUCUUCUGUAACAUGGUGUUUGAUUGGCCAGCACGACACUGGAAUGCUAAAUACCUUUCGGAGGUCCUUCAUGGCAAACGGAUACGAUUCAGAAUGGGGAUGAAAAGCAUGAGCACAGUUCCUCAGUUUGAAACUACAUGUAGUUAUGUAGAAGCUACACUCGAAGAGUUUCUGACCUGGAACUGUGACCAGUCUAGUAUUUCUGGACCAUUUAGAGAUUAUGACCAUUCCAAGUUCUGGGCUUAUGCUGACUAUAAAUAUUUUGUCAGUCUAUUUGAAGACAAGACAGAUAUUUUCCAGGAUGUGAAAUGGUCUGACUUCGGGUUUCCUGGAAGAAAUGGACAGGAAAGUACAUUGUGGAUUGGCUCCUUGGGAGCCCACACACCCUGUCAUCUGGACUCCUAUGGUUGUAACUUGGUAUUCCAGGUACAAGGAAGGAAACGAUGGCAUCUCUUUCCUCCUGAAGAUACUCCUUUCCUUUAUCCAACUAGAAUCCCUUAUGAAGAAUCCAGUGUGUUCAGUAAAAUCAAUGUUGUCAAUCCUGAUUUAAAGCGUUUUCCUCAGUUCCAGAAAGCUCAAAGACAUAUGGUUACACUGAGCCCAGGACAGGUUCUGUUUGUUCCCAGACACUGGUGGCAUUAUGUAGAAUCCAUUGAUCCUGUCACUGUCAGUAUAAACUCAUGGAUUGAACUGGAAGAGGAUCACCUGGCCCGGGUAGAAGAGGCAAUCACUCGUAUGCUUGUGUGUGCCCUGAAAACUGCAGAGAAUCCACAAAAUACCAGAGCCUGGUUAAACCCCACUGAGGUUGAGGAAACGUCCCAUGCAGUGAACUGUUGCUACUUAAAUGCAGCUGUUUCUGCAUUUUUUGAUCGUUGCAGAACAUCUAAGGUGGUAGAAAUCCAAGCACCGAGAACAGAUGGAGAGCGCAUGAAAAAGGAAGAAUUAAAUGUGUACAGCCACAUGGAGGUGGGCCAAACAGGUAGCCAGAACUUGACCACAGGAACAGGCAAACCGGAGGCAGCAAGUCCCUUUGGCCCUGAUCUGGUACCUGUGGCACAGAGGUCCGAAGAACCACUUUCAGAAAGAGGAGGCAUAUUUGGAAGUGAUGGGAAAGACUUUGUUGACAAGGAUGGAGAACACUUUGGAAAACUGCAUUGUGCCAAGAGACAACAAAUAAUGAACAGUGAAAAGGCAAUUAAGGAACAGAUUGCCUCAAAUGCUACUACGACUCCUUCUCAAACAUUCAUUUCUACGGACGACUUGCUGGACUGCUUGGUGAAUCCACAAGUAACCAGGAUAGUGGCACAACUUUUGAUACAAGGAAGAAGUUUGUGAUUCCAGUGGAAGAUGACUUUUAAAAUAAUAUUUUUUAAAUAUGUAUUUUUAAGUAGUGUGACUGUAAAAUAAAGAUGAACCAGCAAAAGGUCA
Messenger RNA from Mandrillus leucophaeus (drill), 1705 nucleotides. It is a transcript of the gene HSPBAP1, whose product is annotated as HSPB (heat shock 27kDa) associated protein 1. The transcript is spliced from 8 exons. Lineage: Eukaryota; Metazoa; Chordata; Mammalia; Primates; Cercopithecidae. The coding region runs from base 146 to 1612 and encodes 488 amino acids. The record is from RefSeq and is a predicted model, not a curated record. Gene Ontology annotation, molecular function: 2-oxoglutarate-dependent dioxygenase activity.